AUGAAAUUCAAAGUCACUAAACUUUUUAGAAGACUAACUAAUGACUUUAAAGUCUCUAAUCACUCUAAUGACACUCCAACUCCUCAGGAAGCAUCCUUGAUUCAAGAAGCUUCUUUAAUUAAAGAAACAUCCUUGAUUCAAGAAACACCUUUGACUCAAGAUGCAUCCUUGACUCAAGAUGCAUCCUUGACUCAAGAUGCAUCCUUGACUCAAGAUGCAUCCUUGAUUCAAGAUGCAUCCUUGAUUCAAGAUACAUCCUUAAUUCAAGAUGCAUCCUCGAUUCACGAUGCAUCCUUGAUCAUUACUCAACCGUCACCAAUCAUGCACCCACAUCUCAAUAGUGACAUUCUUGUUUAUUCUCUCGACUUACUUACUAAAAAUGGAGUAACAAUACCACGACUUUCUUCCAAAACAUUUGAUUAUGCCAUAUUUUUAAGAUCUAUCAAUCUUGAAUCAUUGGAAGAUGACAUUACUUCUUGGGUCUUCGCUUAUACUGAUGAACAGAAAAUAAUUCCUCUUAUUGGUCAUGAACUAUUUAAAGAGUUUUUUACAAAAUCUUGUUGCUUUUUUGAACUUGUCUUAAAAUCCGGAAACCUUCUUUCUUAUCCUUUUUUAAAAGUAAUUAAUCAAAUGCCUGAAGCCCAUGCAUGUCUUUCCACUCUGAAAUCUUUUACUUGUAGUCAAGAACUAGAUAUGUUCGUUGAUCUCACCAUAGCAUUGAAUCCUCCAAAUAUUUCUACCCAUAAGAGUAAUGAAAUCAACAAAAUUUUGAUUUAUUAUAAUAACAAUGCGAUACCAGCUUUGGCUUUACCGAUGGCGGAUCUAAUUAAGAUGCAAAGAAAUUUAUCUGAUGUUACCAUUUCGAAUACAAUUAAUACUAUUAAUACAAUUAAUACAAUUUCUCCUAGUAAUGAUGUCCAUGAACUUAAUUGGAAACAUACUAUUCCAAAUGCGAUUACAAAGAAAGCAAAUAAUCUUACUAGAUUAUGUAUAAUUAAAUCUUACUUUCUUUUAGAAAAUUUAUCUCCUUUUGUCAACCUUGAACACUUGAUACUUGAAGAUUUUGGAGAUUAUUCUCAAAAAUUCUCUGCAAUGUCUUCUCUCUCAUUUCCUUAUCUACAAACUUUUUAUUUUUCAAGCUCAAAAGCUCUUGUAAAUUUAUGGAAUGCCCGAG
Messenger RNA from Racocetra persica, 1174 nucleotides. The record is from the annotation of a GenBank genome assembly. NCBI's taxonomy places the organism in Eukaryota, Fungi, Glomeromycota, Glomeromycetes, Diversisporales, Gigasporaceae.